AAAUCUUGCUCAUGUUCUGGUCAAGAAUUCAUGCAGUUACAUGUACAAAUAAUUAUGGUAACUCGUACCCGGAAAGGAGAUCUUUUUCUAUUACCUUUCUUGCUUUAUGUGGCCAUUUCCUCAGCAAAAUUUUCACAGGGCCAUGAACGCUCAUUUGGAACCAAAUUUGAAUUAAUUCACAGGCAUUCCCUGCAAAGAAAUCAGAACAAUGUGAUGCAGCAUAUGACUCGACUGGAGCACAUUAAAUUGCUGCUUCAUCGGGAUAUCACCAGACAACGGGCAAUUUCACAAAGGCGAGGACUAAAGCACGCCAGUGCUGUUAUCAGAAGACAAGUUCGGGCGAAUACCAGAGUGACUAAUGAUCGGAAUGCAUCGGGGAAAUUGCCGAUGCAUUCAGGUGCUGAUUAUGGGAUCGGAGAAUACUUCGUGUCGUUUAAGGUUGGAACCCCGGCUCAGAGAUUCAUGCUGAUUGCUGACACUGGAAGUGACCUGACUUGGAUGAAGUGUCGGUAUAAAUGUCAAGGUGCCACGUGUAACCAGACGUCGUCAGGUCGAGGGGAUUUUCAUCCGGACCGGUCGAGUUCUUUCAGGACUAUACCUUGUUCCUCAAGAAAGUGCAAGAUUGAACUUGCAAAUCUCUUCUCUCUUGCUCACUGCCCUUCUCCAUUGUCCCCUUGCGCCUACGAUUUCUCGUACUUGUACUCUGACGGAUCAGAAGCCCUUGGACUAUUUGCUCAGGAAACAGUAACAAUUCGACUUACUAAUGAAAGAACGGCAAGACUAAACAAUGUUCUGGUUGGAUGCACCGAGUCAUCCCAUGGCACUUUCGAGACAGCUGAUGGUGUCUUAGGACUUGGUUACAGAAAUUACUCCUUUACUCUUAAAGCAGCUGAGAAAUUUGGGGGCAAAUUCUCUUACUGUCUGGUUGAUCACUUGAGCCCAAAAAAUGUAUCGAGUUAUCUCGUCUUUGGCAACGACAAACAAGCUACAGCAACGCCACCUGACAAAAUGCUAUAUACAGAGCUUCUCCUGGGGAAGAUCAAUUCAUUCUACGCUGUAAACAUCAAAGACAUUUCUAUUGGUGGUACAAUGUUGCAAAUCCCACCUCAAGUAUGGAACGUGAACGACCAAGGUGGAGUAAUCCUCGACUCUGGGUCAAGCCUAACGUUCUUGACUCAACCCUCAUAUCAACCCGUAAUGGCUGCCCUGAAGCAUUCCCUAUCAAAUUUCUCAAAAUCAAAACUGGACAUUGAACCUAUGGACUACUGUUUUAAUUCAACAGGAUUUAAUGAGUCUAUGGUGCCAAAACUAGAGUUUCAUUUUGCAGAUGGAGCAAUAUUUGAAGCACCUUUUAAAGGCUAUGUCAUUGAUGCUGCUGAGGAAGUGAAAUGUCUAGGGAUUGUGUCUGCAAGUUGGCCUGGAACCUCUAUUAUUGGCAACAUUAUGCAACAAAAUCAUAUUUGGGAAUUUGAUCUUAUUAAUAAGAGAUUGGGUUUUGCAAGGUCUUCUUGCACCUAAAUGUAGUACAAUAUAUGUAAAAACAGAGACUUCGUAGGGGGUUUGUUAUCCCAAUGUUGCGAGUUUUCGAUACAUAAUAAAAACUUUGAUCAUUAUGAGUAUUACUAAAAAUUUGUGAAGAGACUCAUAAGAAAAAAGGAAGGAAAUUUCUUGA
Messenger RNA from Olea europaea var. sylvestris, 1672 nucleotides. Its product is annotated as aspartic proteinase NANA, chloroplast-like. Gene Ontology annotation, biological process: proteolysis. Gene Ontology annotation, molecular function: aspartic-type endopeptidase activity. Lineage: Eukaryota; Viridiplantae; Streptophyta; Magnoliopsida; Lamiales; Oleaceae. The transcript is spliced from 3 exons. Bases 31 to 1518 code for a protein of 495 amino acids. The record is from RefSeq and is a predicted model, not a curated record.